Molecule: messenger RNA, 1068 nt
Organism: Lasiosphaeria miniovina
Lineage: Eukaryota; Fungi; Ascomycota; Sordariomycetes; Sordariales; Lasiosphaeriaceae
Exons: 2
Coding region: 1-1068 (355 amino acids)
Source: RefSeq, a predicted model, not a curated record
AUGAUGUCCAACAUGAUAUCCGGCUUAGUGCCUAUGGGCACCAACCUCAUGAAGCGCGCUGUUGAGGAGCCCACCGAGCUUGUGUUUUCGAAAUGGACUCCUCUGGUUGUCUUGAUCAACUUCCUCCUCUUCGGCCCGGCUUUGGUCUGGCUCUCGUACAGUCUCGGCAACAUCUACCCCACGCUUGCCAUGAUUGAAGACCCGAGCCCUCCGGCCUAUGAGCCCGUUUCGCUCAACGAAGAUGCCACCUCGCUCGCCGAGGAAGGCCCGGCACAGUCGGCAGGCCACAACGCCGGCAAGCCCACCACGGCCUCGCUCCGCGCUACCCGCCGCCUCCUCCACUCGGUCGGUGGCUGGCGAUCCCACUUCCGCGGAAUCGCCUGUGCCAUCUUCAUCGGUUUCGCCACCCUUGUUCUCGGCGCCAUCUUCGGCAACUUCCCCAUCUUCCACUCGGCCGUCGGCUCGCUCAUCGCCUCGCUCACUCUGGCUUCCUUCAGCGCCGCCUGGGUCCACAUUGUCAUCUCCCCCCCGAACGCCCUGCCCUUCUACCGCCGCCUGCCGCCUCUCCGCAAGGCCUUUGAGGCCACCUGCUUCCCCAUUCUUGCCCACUGGGCCGCCGUCGCCACCUCGGCCGUCGUGCCCUCGCUGAUGAUCCAUGCCCUCAACAUGUCCCCCAGCAGCCGCAACCCCGAAGGCGAUGUCGUGUUCGACAACAGCGCCAUCUGGAAGAGCUUCAUUUCGCUCUUGGUGGCCGUUGCCCUGCAGUUCUUGCUUGUCGUCCCUACCGGCGUCGUGCUCGUCCGCGUCCAGGCGUCGCUGCUGCCCCCCGAUGAGGACACCAUCGUCCCCUUCGACCGCUCCUUCCAGGGCAAGGUCGACCCCGUCGUCGUCGGGGGCAAGGGCUUCGUCACGAUGCGCGACGCCUUCACCACCUUUCCCCGCUCGAGCUGGAUCCGCCUCUACGUCCUCUACGCCAAGGUCUUUGCCGUCUCCAUUGCCACCUACUUUCUGAUGGCCGCCAUUAUCAUCCCCGAGAUGUUCCUGCUCAUCUCCAAGAAACAGAACUAG